AUGGACGACUUCAGCACCAAUCGACACGCAGAGAGUGCAUUGCGUCCUGAUGCUUCUUCGUCCUUACCCACUCGUCACCCAGACUUGUGGUUCAGUGAUGGCAAUAUAGUUCUGGUGGCUGGCGACUUUUACUUCAAUGUCCAUCGAGGUCUCCUCUGCCGUCAUUCCACUGUGUUGGAGGAAGCUAUCAAUGCUUUAGAUGCCGAGGACAGACACCCGUGCUUGAUUGAAGGCAACUCUGUGUUGGAGCUCGACGAACAGCCUAAAGAUCUCUGCCGCUUUCUCAUGGCUCUCUAUGAUGGAGUUUCUGGAAUUAAACAUGAUCACCUGGACUUUGAAAACGUUUCUGCUCUGUUACGACUGUCAACAAAAUACGCGGUGGAGCAUAUACGGAACGAUAUCUUACGCGGUAUGUCUGCAAUAUGGCCAAAGACACUCUCAGCUUGGGAAUUUCGCGAGGCGGAUGCCACAGAUGUUACAGGCAUCUACAAACCGCGCGCCGUAUACCCUCAUCCGAUACUUGUCAUAAAUCUGGCCAAAGAAACAGGAGCAACAGAGCUCUUACCAUCAGCUUUCUAUGACCUCUCUCGGUGCGCAGCCAGUGAAAUUGCCACUGGCUACCUUCCUCCGGGCGGGUCCGACCGCUCGGAACUCCAAAUUCUCUCCGACGAAGACCUGAUGAACGCCCUCCGCGGACGUGAACACGCGUCACGCUUCCUCUCCACCUUCGUAGUCAACGAGCUCGAAGGGCGGGACGCGUCUGCAGGAUGCGUGCACCGGAACGAUCCCGACCCCUUCCGCAAGCGCAUAUGCCAAGCCACGUUCGAGGCGACGACGUUUGAGAUCCUGCGCGACGUCAACGGGGUCGUAUUCCACCGCAGUUCGGACCCGCUCUUUGCAAUCAUGGAUGCAGAUCUCAUGCAGACAAGAUCAGAUUCGACGAACGGAAGUGGCAGGCUCAGCCUUCUCCAUCGUGCAUGUGAACCUUGCCGCUUGGAGUUUACUGCUGCAGUAGAUGCUGCCCGCGAAGAUAUGUGGCAUAAAAUACCUGCAUGGUUUGGGAUUGAAAUCGCUAAUUGGCCAUGA
Messenger RNA from Psilocybe cubensis, 1086 nucleotides. RefSeq lists its product as uncharacterized. Gene Ontology annotation, molecular function: protein binding. The record is from RefSeq and is a predicted model, not a curated record. Lineage: Eukaryota; Fungi; Basidiomycota; Agaricomycetes; Agaricales; Agrocybaceae. The coding region runs from base 1 to 1086 and encodes 361 amino acids. The transcript has 3 exons.